AUGGGCGGCCUUCUGCUGCUGUUAGCACUGAGUGCUGUGAUGGCGCUUGCCUCAUUUCUUGCAGGCGCCCUCCCAUUAUCGAUGACCCUGACACAAUCCCAAUUGCGCUUCGUCUCUAGCAUAGGGGUCGGCAUUCUCGUUGGCACAUCGCUCAUCGUUAUCAUUCCUGAGGGUGUCGAGGCUGUUGUGAACACGUAUCUCACUGCCAGCUCGAGUGCUGGUGCAGGCGCUGCGAUCCAGACACGACAUACCUCUAGCUUCGAGGCUGCGAUGCACCAAGCUGUUCCGCGGUCACUGGUCUCGUCAGGAGUCGAUGCCGUUUCCAGCCCGCUGUCACCACGCGCCCUGGAAGACAUUAUCCAGCACAUCUCAGUAAAGUCAGAGGCGAAGAGAGAUGACCGCCGGCGAGCGGACGACAUAGUUACCACGGCCGCAGCUGCUGCCCCGGAAAGCGGUGCCGCCGAUAGCACAAAGGGAUCAACCGAUGAAGAUACACAAAAUGACAAGCACGGGCAUGCACCAUCGAAGAGCAUACAUGCGGACUCCGAGCACAAGCACGAGGCACCAACUCUGCCGACGUUUCAAAUAGGAUUUGCCCUAGUCUCUGGCUUUGUGUGUAUGUUCCUGAUCGACCGGUUGCCGCGGCAUGCGGUGGACAGACUGCAGACGGUGCCAACGACGCGCCACAUCAGCCUCGACAACCUGGGCCUGUCGGGUGUGGCCGGAGACAGCGAUGGCGAAGCGGAGGAAGAGGUGGGAUUUUUGGGGUCGCUAACACCAACACCACGACAGUCACGAGGGCUAGCAACCACGGCCGGGCUCGUGAUUCAUGCGGCGGCAGAUGGCAUAGCCAUGGGCGCGUCGGCAACAACGGAGGACAUGAAGCUGGGGCUCGUCAUCUUCGUUGCCAUAAUGCUGCACAAGGCGCCGGCGGCGUUUGGCCUGACGUCGGUCCUGCUGAAACACGGCUUGUCAAAACGGGCAGCACGUGGCCAUCUCGUGCUCUUCAGCCUGGCGGCGCCGUUUGGGGCGCUGUCCACGUAUAUAUUCAUAACCCUGGUGUGGGGCAGCAAUAUGGAGGGCGAGCGAGGCCAAUAUUGGACUGGGCUGCUGCUACUGUUCUCUGCAGGGACAUUCCUAUAUGUGGCUAUGCAGGCAAUGCAGGACGACAGCGGUGGCCACGAGCAUCACCUACCUCUGAACAACAGCUACGCCGAGAAUGGCAGUAUGGCACAGCGGAGACAGAACCGGCCACAGAUGCGGGACACAGUGGCGACGAUAGUCGGCAUGCUUCUGCCGCUUUUGACCCAGUUUGGGCACCAUCACUAG
Grosmannia clavigera kw1407 is the source of this 1329-nucleotide messenger RNA. Its product is annotated as zip metal ion transporter. The record is from RefSeq and is a predicted model, not a curated record. Lineage: Eukaryota; Fungi; Ascomycota; Sordariomycetes; Ophiostomatales; Ophiostomataceae. Gene Ontology annotation, cellular component: membrane. Gene Ontology annotation, biological process: transmembrane transport; zinc ion transport. The coding region runs from base 1 to 1329 and encodes 442 amino acids. The transcript has 4 exons. Gene Ontology annotation, molecular function: metal ion transmembrane transporter activity.